AUGACGGAAGAGCCAAACGCCUACGGGCUGUUCCACUGCGGGCCGGAUCAAGGCGCCAUCUUGAGAAGAGCCGGACUGCCCAGGACUGGUUGGACCAUGCCGAUUCCCUUCUGCUCCCAGAUUGUGUUGCUACUCCUGCUGCUGACAGGUGCUGAAAGCAGUUUGUUUCAAAAAGCCUGUGGCCGGCCCAAAGUGUCUUCCCCUCGGAUCGUUGGGGGGGAGAAGGCUGAUGAAGGGGAAUGGCCCUGGCAAGUCAGCAUACGGAACAACAGGCUGCACAUUUGUGGCGGGAGCCUCAUCUCGUCCCAGUGGGUGGUGACGGCCGCGCAUUGCUUCGAAGGACCGCUGGUCCCAGACGAGUACCGAGUUCACCUGGGAGAAUAUGAGCUCCCCAAACCUUUGCCCAGCAUGGUCUCGUCCGGUGUCAGCAAAAUCAUAGCGCAUCCGUAUUACGCCGGAGAUGGGCUGAGCGCCGACAUUGCGCUCCUGCAGCUGGAAGAGCCCAUCCGGUUCUCCCGGACCAUCUUGCCCAUCUGUCUGCCCGGUACUUUGGAUCCGGACCCCUUCCCCGCAGGAAUGUCAUGCUGGGUCACUGGCUGGGGCAACCUCUAUCCGGAAGCCCCCUUUGUCACUCGGACCCUGCAGGAGCUGGAGGUGCCCAUCCUAGGCGUGGAGGACUGUGACCGCAUGUACCACAACAACACCUUCUCCGAUACUGAGGAUGUGCCGGAAGGCUACAGGCUGAUCCACAAAGACAUGAUCUGCGCUGGGUACCCGGAAGGGAAGAAGGAUUCUUGCCAGGGCGACUCCGGGGGACCCCUGGCAUGCAAGCAGAAUGGCACUUGGUUCCUUGCUGGAGUGGUGAGCUUCGGGUUUAGCUGUUCGGAGGCCAACCGACCUGGCGUCUACACCCGGAUCACCUCCUACUUGGACUGGAUUCAACAUACUGUGGCCCAGAACUCAAAGACGGGUAGUGGAGCCCAUCUCCCGAGUGCCAAUUCUUCUCUCUUCUUGGUUCUCCUCCUCCUCGUGGCCGUAACCAACAGCAUUUCAUGAACUGCCUUAACUCCGCCCAUGGCACUUCAAAACGGCCGCCAUGCUUC
Messenger RNA from Euleptes europaea (tarantolino), 1103 nucleotides. Its product is annotated as serine protease 33-like. The transcript is spliced from 7 exons. Gene Ontology annotation, biological process: proteolysis. Lineage: Eukaryota; Metazoa; Chordata; Lepidosauria; Squamata; Sphaerodactylidae. The record is from RefSeq and is a predicted model, not a curated record. Gene Ontology annotation, molecular function: serine-type endopeptidase activity. The coding region runs from base 1 to 1056 and encodes 351 amino acids.